AUGGCUUAUAGAAGAAACAUGACUCUAGAAGAAGCUCAUAAUGCUAGGAGGGAUAGGUUGAAUAGAGAACGUGUUGUAGGUGAAAGAGAUGAUGAGUCUCAAGGUCCUAAUGAGAGAUCUGAAGACUCCCCCAGAUCUUCUAGUGAUUCUGAUGAGUCUAAUCAAUCUAGAAGAAGGCAUAAGAGGGAUAAGGUUGAUGACACGAAAGAUAUCAAGAUAAAUCCACCAGAUUUCAUUGGAUCUUCUAACCCAGAAGAGUUCUUUGAAUGGGUUCAGUGCCCCAACCAGAGAGCACUUACUGCUGAAGAGAUUGAAAGCUUACCAGAUGUUGACAAUGAAGAAGGUGAACCAGUGUAUGAUGAUGAUGAAAGUGAAAAAACAUAUGUUGGUGUAGAUAUUGGAGAAAUGUUGGUCGUGAGAAGAGUGAUGCAUGCUAAUGAAGUUAUAACUAAUGCCGCCCAGAGAGAGAAUAUUUUCCAUUGCAGAUGUACUGUUGUUAAAGGCAAGGUGUGUGAUCUGAACAUCGAUGGUGGGAGUUAUGCUAAUGCUGCUUCUACUUACAUGGUAGAGAAACUGGAGUUGCCAACAGUAAAGCAUCCUCAUCCAUACAAGUUGCAAUGGCUAAGUGAAGGAUCUGAGGUAAAAGUCAAUCGACAAGUUUCUAUUCCUUUUUCCAUUGGAUCUGUAUAUGAAGAUAAAGUUGUCUGUGAUGUUGUCCCUAUGCAUGCUUGUCAUAUUUUACUGGGUAGACCUUGGAAGAAGGUCACUUUGACUUCUCUGAAACGCAAUGAGUUAUUGAAAAUUAAUGGGAAUCAACCAAGCAAGUCUUUAUUUAUGUCUCAAACUGAAGUUGAAGAAGAGUUAACUGGAGGCUCUCCGAUUAUGAUGUUACUUGUGCUAGAGUGUACUGGAGAAAAGGAGCUCACUGGAGUCCCUAGUCUCCUGAAAUCUUUACUAAAGGAAUUCACUGAUGUUUUCCCAGAAGACCUACCUGAAGGUUUGCCGCCAGUAAGAGGUAUUGAACACCAGAUUGACCUGGUUCCAGGGUCAGUUCUUCAAAACAAAGCUGCUUAUAGAUGUUCACCAACUGAAGCAAAAGAAUUGCAAAGACAAGUAGAUGAGUUGGUUGCCAAAGGUUAUGUGAGAGCCAGUAUGAGUCCUUGGUUAGUUCCAGCUCUCCUGGUCCCAAAAAAAGUUGGUUUGAUGAGAAUGUGUGUUGACAGUAGAGCCAUAAAUAAUAUAACUAUUAAGUAUAGAUAUCCCAUUCCCAGAUUGGAUGAUAUGUUUGAUGAGUUACAUGGCUCCAGUGUGUUUUCUAAAAUUGAUCUCAAAAGUGGUUAUCACCAGAUUAGAAUGAAAGAUGGAGAUGAGUGGAAGACUGCUUUUAAAAUCAAAGGAGGCCUUUAUGAAUGGUUAGUAAUGCAUUUUGGUUUAUCUAAUGCUCCCAGUACUUUCAUGAGACUGAUGAAUGAAGUUCUCAAACCACUUAUUGAAAGUGUAAUCUUUCUUGGUUAUGUGAUGUCGAAAGAGGGUAUCUCCAUGGAUCCUUCAAAGGUGGAAGCCAUCAGAUCAUGGCCAGUUCCUACUACACUCACUGAAUUCAUUAAUGGUCAACACAAGCUUAAUGCCAGACAUACAAAUUGGGUGGAAUUUUUGCAAUCUUAUUCAUUUGUUUCAAAACAUAAGGUUGGAGUGGCUAAUGUUGUUGCUGAUGCACUCUCUAGACGAUACUCAUUAUUGUCCAUUCUGGAAGCAAGAGUUCUUGGAUUUUCUUUCAUUAAGGAGUUGUAUGCUGCUGAUCCAAACUUUUCUGAUCGUCUCACUGAAGCUCACCAGAAAGGACCAUUUAUUGUUCAAGAUGGUUUCUUAUUUAAAAAUGGUAAAUUGUGUAUUCCAAGGGGUUCUAUUCGUGAUCUAUUGAUAUGGGAAGCACAUGGGGGAGGUUUAGCUGGCCAUUUUGGCAUUAACAAGACUGGAGAGAUCCUCACUGAACAUUUCUAG
Molecule: messenger RNA, 2001 nt
Organism: Erigeron canadensis
Lineage: Eukaryota; Viridiplantae; Streptophyta; Magnoliopsida; Asterales; Asteraceae
Exons: 6
Coding region: 1-2001 (666 amino acids)
Source: RefSeq, a predicted model, not a curated record